AAAAUAACUGAUGGAUUGGAGAAACAAAUUAGAGCUAAUUUAAAACAAAAUAAGAGGCUAAUUACAUGCUCGUAAAAUAGAUGACUUAGAAGGAGUUUACUAAUUAAUGUCAGAAUUUGAUAAAGACAAUUCUGGUAUAAUAAUGUGUAAAAUUAGGUUAUUUGGACAAAGAUGAAUUCUAAAAGUUUCUUUCCAAAAUAGGUGUCUUUCUUACAACUCAAGAAUUAAGAGCAGUUUAUGAUAAAUAUGAUUCAAAUAAAGAUGGAAAUAUAGCUUAUGCCGAAUUUGUUAAUUUAAUAAGAGAAAAUAUGAGUGAAAGAAGAAUUAGUGUUGUUAGAAGCACUUUUGCAUUUCUUGAUCAAUAAAGAUAAGGAAGACUUCUAUUAGAUAGCUUAUAUAGACUUUAUUAAGCAAAAAAUCAUCCUAGAGUAAGAACUAGAUAAAAGACUGCAGAUCAAGUUACAAAAGAAUUUGUUAAUGCUAUAUCAAAAAGAAGUAAAGAUGGACAAAGUAUAUGUGAAGAAGAAUUCUUAAAUUAUUAUGCUGAUUGUAAUGCAACUCUUCCUAGUGAAAAAGAAGAAUAUUUUACAGAUGUAUUUUUGCUUAUAUUUAUAUUUAGUUAUUAACUUCUACUUGGGGAGUUACUUCAGGUGCAGAUUAUGUUUCUCCAGAAAGAUUAGCCUAAUUAGAAAUUAUUUUAUUUGAAAAAAUUAGAUAAAAAACUGUUACAAAAGAUGAUGAAGGUAAAACAGCCAAAAAAGCCUUUAUGUAUUUUGAUUUGGAAAAUAAAGGAACUAUUGAUAUUUAUUAAUUUGCAUAAGCUCUUUAAAAAUUUGGUUGCGUUUUUAGUGAUAAAGAGAUUCAAGCAUUAUUUAAUAAAUAUGAUUCUGAUAAAAGUGGAAGAUUAUGUUAUGAUGAAAUAUGUGGAUUAAUUGCUUUAAUGGGAUCAGGAAAUAAUGCUAAUGUCAAUCCAGUGUUUUAAAUUGCAAGAGCUCCUCCUUAAGAUACAUUAAAUAGAAUAAGACUAGAUCUAAUAAAGAAAGGAUAACAUUCAGUUAUUAGAAUGUCUACUAUAUUUGCUAAUUCUGACAAAAAUAAAAAUGGAACAUUAAAUAGAUAAGAAUUCUAAUGGGCUAUGAAGGAAUCCGGAUUUUUAUUAACCAAGACUGAAUAUGAUAAUCUUUUUAGAUAUUUUGAUAAGAAUUGCGAUGAUGAAGUUUCAUUUGUUGAAUUCAUUAGUUUCUUAAGAAGUAUAAUCUUAUAUAUAUUUAAGAACCAUUAAAUUAGUCUAGAACUGAUCUCGUCAAUUAAUUAUGGAAUAGAAUAUCAAAUGGAUAACCUUCAUUAACAAUUUAGUAACUUAAAUGUAUUUUAAAUAUUUAUUAAUUAGAAUUUUAUGAUCCUUCUAAAAGUUAAGAUGUGAUUACAGGAAUUAAAACUGUUGCUGAUGCUACCAAAGACUUUAAUGAUCUAUGGAAAGAUGUAUAGGCUAUUACUUAAUAAUAAUUUAUUGAUUAUUUGACUGAUAUUAGUGCUCUUAUAGAAAGUGAAGCAGCUUUUGAGAAAUUCAUCAGAAAUUCAUGGAGAUGAAUAUAAAAUAAUAAUAU
Messenger RNA from Paramecium sonneborni, 1607 nucleotides. NCBI's taxonomy places the organism in Eukaryota, Ciliophora, Oligohymenophorea, Peniculida, Parameciidae. The record is from the annotation of a GenBank genome assembly.